UAUGUUCCCUCUCUGGCUCUGGGGUUUCCUGGAGUGCUUCUUUUCGUCUUCGCCCUGACCUCCCAUCUCUUCUUACUCGUCCGACAUCGAACAUGGUUUUCCAGCACGGUUGUCGUCGGUCUGGUCAUGGAGAUCAUCGGCUAUUUCUUUCGACUGCUGGAACAGAAUCCAUACGCCGUCUCGUCUCGUCUCGUACUUUGUCGCCCAUUACUUCUGCAUCGUGGUCGCUCCCGUCUUCUUUUGGGCCGCCAUCUAGACCAUCAUGUCCGUCAUGGUCGACGUCGUUGUGCGAAAAUAUGCUCCGCUCUCGCCGCGGUUGAUCUGGGGGGUU
Molecule: messenger RNA, 331 nt
Organism: Capronia coronata CBS 617.96
Lineage: Eukaryota; Fungi; Ascomycota; Eurotiomycetes; Chaetothyriales; Herpotrichiellaceae
Exons: 1
Coding region: 93-320 (75 amino acids)
Source: RefSeq, a predicted model, not a curated record